UUUAAUUCAGAUGAGUCCUGAAAAUAUUACUUUACUUAGACUUAUAGGAUUUUUGGCUAAUAAAUAUGGACGAUAGGGGGAAUUUCAAACACUAUUUUAAAAUCUGGUGGACAGGUAUCAAGAAGAUACCAGAAACUACGUCUAUUCACGGUUUUAGAUUUAUUGCUGAUUCCAAUAAACACUGGUCGGAAAGGGUGUUCUGGCUGAUAUUCGUCGCACUAUCAUGGUACGGCUCCUCACUCCUCAUCGCGGCGCAGUACGACGCGUUCCAGAACCACCCCAUCUCGUUCGUGGUGGAGACCAACUACAAGGACUGGGACACGCACUUCCCCUCCGUGGCGGUCUGCGAGAACGACAACACGCGCCGCAUCGAGGAGAUGUCCGACAGCCUAUGGGGGGUAGACCACGACUUCAAUAUGGAAGAGGUUUUAAAAGAAGUAGCCUACUUCAAAGGCAUAACAUAUUACACAUCGCAGUUUUGCGGAUCAGAUGACCCUCCACCAACUUGCAUCAGAUCAAACCUAAGCUAUUACGCCAAUUUGGUUCGCAGCCGCUGUGAAGACACGUUGGCCAAUUGCUCCUGGAACGGAAAGCCGUUCAAAUGCUGCGACUAUUUCAGACCUAUGGACACUGAACUGGGGACCUGCUAUGCUAUUAACACUAUUCAGGGACGAGAGAUAAACCAAAUAAAGCUGCCGAUGAAAAGCAACCAGACGACGGGCCCCGGAGCCAUUAAGUUCGACGUGCUGGUGACCGGCAACGUGUAUGUGCUGAAUGAGGAGGAGGUGCCAUCGCUCACCACCCUCGGCUCUGAUGUGUUGAAUGUUGUACCGGAAGUCUCGCAUAGGCGAUCCAUAACAAUCCGCAAUAUUGAGAACGAUGCGGGCGCGCGCGUCAUAUCGCCAGAGAAACGGAAGUGCCGGUACCAUGAUGAGAACUUUUUGGAGGUGUACCGCCACUACUCGUACAGCGCGUGCACGGUGCAGUGCCGCAAGGAGGCGCAGCUGCGGCUGUGCAACUGCACCAACUUCUUCAUGCCCGGCGUGCCCGAGCGGCUCAAGUGCGGCGUGGACGGCAUCAUGUGCCUCAACGCCAACCUUAAUGAACUCUCGGUUUUAAAGGCGAAGUGGUCGUCACGGCCAGGUUUAUACUGCGACUGCCUGCCUUCCUGCACGGAGGCCGAGAUCUCAGUCGUGAAGGACUCCAAGACGUCCACCACUGAUGACUUCUCCACUGUCCAGAUAGAACUGGCUUCAUUGCCAAGCGAGAGGUACAGACGGAACGUCGUUAGAGGAAUACUUGACUUAGUAGUAUCAACGGGAGGAACAGGUGGGCUAUUCCUCGGUGCAAGUAUUCUGAGCUUCGUAGAGCUGUUUUACAUAAUCUUCCUGAGGCCAUUCUGUGACGUGUACAGUCAGCAUGGCGAAGACCCUUGGUACACGAAAUUCGGCACUCGAACGCUUGAAGAUAACAAGUUUACCCCUAACCCAGAGUGGGCCUUUGAAAAAGACAAUACGGGUAAAGUGAAACAUAUCAAAAGGCAGUUCGUGAAAUGA
Messenger RNA from Plutella xylostella (diamondback moth), 1556 nucleotides. RefSeq names its product pickpocket protein 28. The record is from RefSeq and is a predicted model, not a curated record. Gene Ontology annotation, cellular component: plasma membrane. Gene Ontology annotation, biological process: sodium ion transmembrane transport. NCBI's taxonomy places the organism in Eukaryota, Metazoa, Arthropoda, Insecta, Lepidoptera, Plutellidae. Gene Ontology annotation, molecular function: ligand-gated sodium channel activity.